GCUCGUGUCACACGCUGUUGGGAGGGACGGUUGGGAGUGCAGCCUGAAUUUCAUACUGUGAGCGGAGAUGUUCUGACGAACGUCUGUUUGGGAUUAUAUAUACAUAUGUAGACAUUUUUAUUUUUUUAUACAUAUUUUAGCUGUUUGGAGCGUCUUAGCCUCGGCGGACCGUUGGAGCGGCGGUAGCUAAGGGUGGGAGAGAGAGACAUCCGUUUUCUUUCUUGUGUUUCUAGGUUAGCCUAGCUAACCUAACCUAAGCUGAGCUAGUUCACACAUCUGCUGCUGCUGCUGGAUCCUCAGCUUCUGCUGGGCUACUUUAGUCUUUUAUUUAUUUAUUUAUUUUUCCUGGAAAUGGGCGCAGAUGACUCUUCUGAGGGGACGCUGUGUGUGUGUGAGGGAGUGGUGUGAUUUAACCGAGACUCCGCUUUCUUGAAAAAAAAUAGCUUAUUUUUUCCCCUUUAUUUUGUUUGUUUUAAUUAUUUGUUUUUACCUCUUGUUUGGAGACGCAGGGACAGAGAGAGAGAGAGAGAGGGAAGAAAAGAGAAACCAGAGACACAGUAGAAACCGUGCCUGCGGACACAAUAAUGGAAACACUGGACUGGACUUGUUUUUAUCGUUUGUCAGCAGAGAAAACGAGCCGUUCUUUCUCUCCAGGCAGAUAAAGACGACAAGAAGAAAGAGAAAGAAAGGCACAGAUUUAAAGGUUAAAGGCUGGACCCCUUCUUUUUCAUCCUUUCUCUCUUUUCCCUCUUUUCUGGCUUUUUUCAGUAUAGGGUGGUGACACAGCACUGUGUGUAUAGCUGUAUAUAUUGUAUAGUACUGGAAAUGCGGAUUGUUUGAGCGUCUACAGCUCUUUUGCAGCUUCUAAAAGGGGGGAAAGAUCCCAGACCACCUUCAUUCUUCAUACUCAAGCCUCCUGCAUGACCAGCUGGCUAGGAGCUAGUUAACUAACGUAACUGACUAGCUAACUAACCUAGCCAUCCAGCCACAGUCUGUCUAUCUGACUGUCUAAGCGAGGGCAGUGGCUGCCUCCAGCAAGAACAGUCCAGCAGCAGCAGCAGUGGGUGUGAGAUAAUAUGCAGGGGGGCAAAUGACAUCAGAUCUGCUUUGUUGGUCCAAACACACACACACACACACACACAUAUAUAUGUAUAUCGUACAUACAUAUAUAAGUAGAAGGAGUACGUAACGUGUGGUCGUCGGGAGAGAAGACAAGACAAAAAAAGAGGAGUGAAGUAAAGAAGAAGAAGAGCUCAGGGACAAUGUCUUCUCGUGCAGCCCUCCAGCCUGGGAACGACAGAAAUUCAGACCAUCAUGCCUCUCUCUCGUCCAGUCGCUCGGAGAAGGGCUCAGCCUGGUCAAACCGCUCGCUUGGAGCUCGCUGCCGAAACUCCAUCGCCUCCUGCUCAGAUGAGCAUCCGCACAUCGGGAACUACCGGUUGCUCAAAACCAUCGGCAAGGGUAACUUCGCCAAGGUCAAGCUGGCACGCCACAUCCUGACUGGCAGAGAGGUUGCAAUAAAGAUUAUUGACAAAACCCAACUCAACCCAACCAGCCUACAAAAGCUCUUUCGAGAGGUACGGAUAAUGAAGGGCCUCAACCACCCGAAUAUAGUCCAGCUCUUUGAGGUGAUUGAAACCGAGAAGACCUUGUACCUUAUCAUGGAGUACGCCAGUGGCGGUGAAGUGUUUGACUACCUCGUAGCCCAUGGGAGAAUGAAGGAAAAGGAGGCGCGAGCUAAAUUUCGGCAGAUCGUGUCUGCUGUUCACUACUGUCAUCAGAAGAACAUUGUUCACAGGGACCUGAAGGCGGAGAACCUCCUGCUCGAUGCAGACUCAAACAUCAAGAUUGCGGACUUUGGUUUCAGUAACGAGUUCACGCUGGGCAAUAAGCUGGACACGUUCUGUGGCAGCCCCCCAUAUGCUGCUCCUGAACUCUUCCAGGGGAAGAAGUACGAUGGGCCCGAGGUGGACAUCUGGAGCCUGGGAGUUAUCCUUUACACGCUGGUCAGCGGAUCACUGCCAUUUGAUGGACAGAACCUUAAGGAGUUGCGUGAGCGGGUGUUGAGAGGAAAAUAUCGAGUGCCGUUCUACAUGUCCACUGACUGCGAGGGCAUCCUGCGCAGGUUCCUGGUGCUUAACCCCACCAAGCGCUGCACUCUGGAGCAAAUCAUGAAGGAUAAGUGGAUGAAUGUUGGACAUGAGGGCGAUGAGCUGAAGCCACAUGUAGAGCCUGUUGAAAACUACAAUGAUCCUGACCGGAUAGAUGUAAUGAUAGGCAUGGGUUAUUCCCGUGAGGAGAUCAGGGAAGCUUUGACCACACAGAAGUACAACGAGAUCACUGCUACCUACCUGCUGCUGGGCCGCAAGAGUGAGGAUGGCAGUGAGUCCAGGUCAAGCAGUAGUUUGUCUCUGGCACGAGUCCGGCCCAGUCCUAUAACCAACGGUACCAGUAAACACUCAUCCACCUCUACAUCCAGCUCUGCCUCAGCUUCAACCUCAACCCACAGCAAGACCCAACGCAGUGCCUCCACCUACCACCGCCAGAGGAGACACAGUGACUUCUGUGGUCCUGCAGUGCCGACAGCUCACCCUAAACGCAGCCCCACCAGUGCAGGCGACUCGGAUUUGAAGGAGGAGCGGUUAACUACACGGAAGACUAGCUGCAGUGUGGUGGGCAGCCGUAGUAUUCCCCCUUCCAGCCCCAUGGUUAGCACUGCCAAUAACCCCAACAAGUCAGAGAUCCCUGACCGCCGCAAGGAAGUUACUGUAACCACGAACAACAUCCCAGCAAGUGCCAUGACCCGCAGAAACACAUAUGUAUGUACAGACCGCUCCAGCACUGAUCGACACUCCUUACUACAGAACGGCAAAGAGAACAGCUCACUUUCACACCGGUUACCUCCAGCCUCCCCCUCCACCCACAGCAUCGCCGGGGCAGGAGUAGCCUCUUCGUCCUCAGCCGAGCGUUCCCGCCUGACCCGGGGAUCCACCGUCCGCAGCACCUUCCACGGGGGCCAGCUCAGAGAACGCCGGACCCCCACCCAUGCCCCGCCCACCUCUCCUACCCUAUCCCACGAUGCUAGCCCCCUGCCCCACGCACGCAGCCGAGCCACCUCCAACCUCUUCAGUAAACUCACCUCUAAGCUCACGCGCAGGGUCAAUCUUGACCCCUCUAAGCGUCAGAACUCAAACAAGUCCGUCUCGGGCUGCCCUCUACCACACGGAUCGAAAACAGUUAGGUCACAGACGAACCUGAGAGAGUCUGCAGAUCUCCGGUCACAAGCCCCAGAAGCAAAAAGUCAGGUUAAAAAUACCAGUCGCCAUUUAUCUGGGCAUCAAAAAGCGGCAGAGCCCCGGACCCCCCGAUGCGGCUGGGAUGUGAGAGUUCGGAGUCCACGGGAUCCUGCGGAGGUGGUGCUGGCGCUGCGGGAGGCUGCGCAGGGCUGUGGUUGUCAGGUGCAUCAGGCCGGGCCCUUUCUUCUGUCCUGCACGCACGGUGCUGCCGGCUCCAGAGUGGCGUUCGAAGCCGAGGUGUGCCACCUGCCCGCCGGCCCCACUGAGACCAGCGGCGUUCGCUUCAGACGUCUGUGGGGGGCACCGCUUGCCUUCCGGGACAUCGCCACCAAAGUGUCCAAAGAGCUGGAACUCUAAGGGCUGAGGAGGAGGUGGAGGAAAUGGGCAAAUGGGACAGAAUGAAUGAGAAUGUGGGGUUGGAACUUGAAACCAGGGAUGAAAAUGUGCAAUUGAUUUAAUGAUCCUGAUUCUUUAUGUUAUGUUAGAAUAUUUUGGUCUGUUUAAGUCAGUUAUUCUAAAUUUCUUAAAUUUGACUUGAGCUGAUAAAACAGCUGCAGAAAAUACCAGUAAUACACUACUUUUUAUGAGCCAAGUAUUCAUGUGAACAUUAUAGUAAAAAAAAAAAAUCAAUACAUUUUAUAUCUAAUCCAAUUAUCUUGUCAUAUGUCGUCACUGUGUAUCUAUGGUUUUACCUUUUUUUUUUUUUUUUUACUUUUUGACAUAAUUUGAACCUGUCUGUUGUAUUUGUCAGUUACAUUAUAAAUGGACUAGUAGAAAUGCUCCCAUAUUUUACUUCCAUUUAAAGUUACGUUGCUGUUUUAAAAAAAUAAGCAUUUUGCACAACAGGGAUGAUAUAAUAUAAUACAAUACAAUAAGAUUUGAUCAAUGCAUCUUUACAUCCCUGGUAAGAACCUCCUUCUCCACAAAUCUGAAGCCCACCCUCCACCUCCUCUAAGCCCAAACAGACUCUGAAACUGAUUCUGCCCAAAGCCCACCCCCCACCUCCUCUCUAAGCCCAAACAGACUCUGAUACACACCCAAAUGCGGAGAGCCUUGUGCCUGCCAUACACACAAACACACACACACAAACACACAUCCUGCUGAGAGAACUCCCCAUUUCCUUGCUGACUUUUACCAGGUGUUUCAGCAAAGUUUUUUUUUUCCAGACACACCAAAAGGUCUCAGCCUUUCACAUUAUUUCCUUUAAUCAGCUGCUAUUUUGUUCAUUCCUCAUUUACUUACUUACACCUAGCAGAAGAAUCUGACUUUAUAAUUAGUACAGAUGUAGUGAAGAGCUGCGUUCUGCGGAUUCUUCUGUGUAUUUUUUCUUUUUUUUGUGUUAACAUUCUUCCAGAUGAACAGCCUCCUAUCUACAGGUGUAGGAGCUGUCCAGCAGGAAUAAAAGCAGUCCAAAGCUGUGCUGGAGAAAGGCAACGGCUGAUUUUCUGAGCCGCUAACAUUGUGUAGCCUUUUUUUUCUCUUUCCUGCGUUUCAGCAGUUGCUUUACUUUAAUCUCUUGAAUUAAUUUGUUCUUCAUUGUCAUUCAGUAGCACUUUAGGGUUGAGUUAGACACCACCUCUGAACUGUAAAAUGGUACAACAAACCUGUCGAGCCAAGUCAAAGCGACAGCGUUCUGCUUGUCUACUGUGAGUAUUAGCGCUGGUGAGAGAGGCCACUGUCACAUGGCCAAAAGAGGACCCUGCUAAAUGGACACAAGACUGCUUACUGUUUACCACUGAAUGGUUACAGAAAAUCGUGACCUUACAGAAGACAGCAGCUCUUUCCAGCAGAGCUCCCUGCACUGUGCGGAACGGAUUAGUACAGCAUUUGUAUGAAACCCUGGAAUGUGCAAGUCUAGCUGUAGCCUUUAAGUCAUCUAGCAGUCGUAAAUGUACUAUUUUUGAUAAUGUGACAAGAAGUGUCGGGGUGCUAAAACAUGUCUGCCAAAUUCUCCUGUGAUGCUUUUUCUCAGUACUGUUUCUGGUAAAUGACUUUUGUUUGUAAGUUUAGCUCCAAAGGCCCCUUUAAAAAACACUGUCAUGGUUACUGUUCGAAAUGGCUCAUUCUAGUGAUGUUAGGAUAUUGUAGAGAUGAGCUAACCACCAGAUAUCCUUCAUUAAAUCCUGUAUAAAGGAUAAUUAUAGCUGUACUGUUCCUAUAAGCACCGUUCUGGAUUUGCUAAGGCACAAGGGCUAUCUGUAGAGAUGUAUGCACCAAGAUAUAAUUGAAAAAAGUUUUAUUUGCAAAAAAAUGGAAAAUUGUUAUUGUUUUACUCUGAGACACGACCACAUCAAUUCUGAAUUCUGUAUAAAUUGUUUGUUACUAUAUCUAAAAUUGCAUCCCAAAAAUAUGGUGUCUUAAAAAAGGGGACAUUAACACCAGUUAUUUCUUCUCUGUUACAGUAAAAUCUGUCUGUAUGGUUGAAAUGGAAUUGAAUUGAACUAAACCGAAUUGAACUUGAAUUUAUUUGAUCUGAAUCUUUGAUUUGCGAAUAUUAAAAAAAGUAUUUGUCUAUUGUGGAUCACAACUGUAUAAGUUCUAAAUUCUGUAUGAACAAGUUACUCUAUUAGAAUUUGCACCUUAGAUUUUGGUGUUAAGAAAAACAUAAGGACACUAGCAACAGUUCUGUUCCAGUGCUUCACUUUUCAGUCUAUACUGGUUAUACUGAAUCGAAUUGGACUAAACAGAAUAGAACCCGAAUUGAACCUAAAUUGAAUUGAUCUAAAGCACUCUAUUCUGAGACACAAAUGUACAACUAUAAUAAGUUCUGUAUAAAUAAGUCAUUAAUGUAUUUUGAAUUUGCGUCCUAGAAUUUGGUGUCUGAAAAAGGUGAAAACAGUAACACUAGUUCUGUAUUUAUUGUAUUUUUAUAACAGUAAAAUAUGGAUUUACUUCACCUCUCAAUGUAUACUGGUCGUAUUGCAUUGAAUUAAAUUGGGCUGAAACAAAUUAAAUCUAAAUGUUAUUGACUAACAUUGGGGAAAAAAUUAAUUGUUUUAUUGUGAGCCACAACUGUAUAAAUUCAGAAUUCUAUAUGAUUGAUUGGCUACUAGAUCUGAGUUUGCAUCCUAGGAUUUGGUGUUUGGACACUAAUGCCAGUUCUGUCUUUCUUGUAUCUCUGUUACAGUAAAAUCUGGAUUCACUUCACCUCUCAAUAUAUACUGAUGAUAUUGAAUUGAAUUGACCUGAAUCUUUCUAGCUGUAAACGCCAUUAUGCCUUUAAAAACUGUACAAUGGAUCUGUUCACCUAGCUGCAUCACAGAAUGUACCUAGGUUCUCUUGACUCCUGUUUUAUAAUCUAAAUCCAUUCCAUCCAUUCUGUCUUCUACAUUGAUGACUUUUUGGCACCUUUUCGACUCAGAUUGACAGUGUGAACUCAAAAUGCAUAACCUCUGGCUUCUGUAUCUAGGUGACCAUGCUUAUUUUUCAUUUCACUUUAUAGCUCAUAACAGAUGUUUUGACUAAUUAAAGCCUGUCUGUGGUUCCAGCCUGUGAGGGAAGUGAACAUACCAGCAGAGCAGCCCAGGUUAUUGGUGUAAAGGGAUUUGUCCGCUGCAGAGUUAGUCAAGUAAAGCCAAACAAACAUGGAUGUAAUGAGUGUUUCUGCUGAUGACCCUGGUAAUGAAAGCUAGGACCUUGAAAAGGUUGCUCAGAUUCAGCAGAAUGUGUGUAUUUGUGUCAGUGGAGAGGGUCAGUGAGUGAAUGUUGUCUGUUUUUGAGAAGCAAAAAAUGACUGUUGCUUUUGGUUUGUCAUUGGUUUAUAACAUGUUAAUAUAGUCAGAUUUGCAUCGGUCCAAAAACUGUUACAGUUACAGUAAAAUAAUACUGUCAGCUGGGCACAUAGUAGAGAAGUGGCGUGCAAUGACACCAGAAUAGGAUGUUGCCUUAGUUAUCCUGACCAAAAAUAGGCAUUUUCACACCUUUCAACUAAGAAAAAAAAAGCAACAUUUCAUGCACACUCAAGUUUUGCUCAAUGUUUAUGCAAUUUCCCAUGGGAUAAUGAAACAUUCUAGAGGAGAUGUCCUUCAUUAGGGUUCAUGUUCUGAGAUAAACCACCACAUGCUGUCUCCUCCGCUCCUGCAAAGCUAACUGACUACUUAAAUAUGUAUAAUUCUGUAAAAAAAAAAAAAAAAGUAAAUUAUGAUUGAAUUUAGUUUUUUUUUUUUUUUUUUUGGACGUUUCAGCUAUUUUUUGCCUUUAAAUGUAUGGAAAGGGGAACAUUUGAAGUGAUGGAAGAAUAAACUCGCUGAGUUUGAA
This is a messenger RNA of Astyanax mexicanus (Mexican tetra), 7553 nucleotides long. It is a transcript of the gene mark4b, whose product is annotated as MAP/microtubule affinity-regulating kinase 4b. Gene Ontology annotation, molecular function: protein serine/threonine kinase activity; tau-protein kinase activity; ATP binding. The transcript is spliced from 19 exons. NCBI's taxonomy places the organism in Eukaryota, Metazoa, Chordata, Actinopteri, Characiformes, Acestrorhamphidae. Gene Ontology annotation, cellular component: cytoplasm. The record is from RefSeq and is a predicted model, not a curated record. Gene Ontology annotation, biological process: intracellular signal transduction; protein phosphorylation; microtubule cytoskeleton organization. The coding region runs from base 1263 to 3653 and encodes 796 amino acids.